Tetrahymena thermophila SB210 is the source of this 495-nucleotide messenger RNA. Its product is annotated as transmembrane protein, putative. The record is from RefSeq and is a predicted model, not a curated record. The transcript has a single exon. NCBI's taxonomy places the organism in Eukaryota, Ciliophora, Oligohymenophorea, Hymenostomatida, Tetrahymenidae.
AUGCAUAAACUUUGUGAAAUAUAUCAUGUUUUUAAUAAAUAAAUCCUAAAAUUAAAAGUUAAAAAAAUGUAUGAAUAAAACAAUGAGGUAUAAUAUUAGCAUAAGCUAUUAAAUUUUAUUUUUAAAACAUUUAUUAACAUUUUUUGUUUUGUACAUUUUUAUUUAUUUACAAAUUAUUAUUUUUAUCUGAUAAUAUCUUUUAUAUUCAAAAUAAAUUUGAUUAAUUAAUUUAAUUUUUAUUUUUAUUUAUUAUUAUUUAAAUUUUCUUUUUUUUAUUAUUUAUCUAAUUUUAUUUUAUUUUAUUUUUAUUUGAUUUUUUUAUUUCAUAUAAUUUUAAAUUAUUUUUAUUAUUUUAAAUUAUUCUAUUUUCUAAUCAUCUAUGUAUAUCUAAAAAUAUUUCUAUAAAAUUAUGAGUAUCAGAAUUAUCUCCAUUAAUAUUUUUUAUCAUCGAGCUUAAAUUAUAUGAUUUUUUUAUUGUAAUUUUUUUAUGAUUGA